Penicillium expansum is the source of this 1695-nucleotide messenger RNA. Its product is annotated as OSTA/TMEM184 family protein. The transcript is spliced from 5 exons. The record is from RefSeq and is a predicted model, not a curated record. Lineage: Eukaryota; Fungi; Ascomycota; Eurotiomycetes; Eurotiales; Aspergillaceae. The coding region runs from base 1 to 1695 and encodes 564 amino acids. Gene Ontology annotation, molecular function: transporter activity. Gene Ontology annotation, biological process: transport.
AUGACGACCGCAGCUGGAGGAACAGGCUCCAGCCUGGCACGCGCCAUUAUCAUUGUCACAGGUGUCUCAGCUUUGGUUUCCUCGCUCUUAUCCUUUGUGGUCCCGAUUUACGCAGUAUCAUCAUGGACGAGCAUCAUCUCGCUAAGGGCGGCUCAGUUUCUGGAUCCUGUUCGUGACAUCUACGAGGCAUUCACCAUUUAUACCUUCUUCCAGCUCCUCAUUAACUUCCUUGGCGGCGAGCGGGCUGUGAUUAUCAUGGCCCACGGCCGCCCUCCUAUCUCCCAUGCCUGGCCUAUGAAUCACUUCCUCCCAAAGAUUGAUAUCUCGGAUCCCCACACCUUCCUCGCUGUCAAACGUGGUAUCCUGCAGUAUGCUUGGUUGAAGCCCAUUCUGGCUCUCGCCUCCAUCAUAAUGAAAGCAACUGACACGUAUCAAGAGGGCUAUAUUGGGCUCGGCUCUGGAUACCUCUGGACAGGUAUCAUAUAUAAUGUGAGCGUGACGAUCAGUUUGUACUCCCUUGCCAUGUUCUGGGUGUGUCUGCAUGACGAUCUCACGCCAUUCCGCCCAAUCCCCAAAUUUCUCUGCGUCAAACUCAUCAUUUUUGCCUCAUAUUGGCAAGGCUUCUUCUUGUCUAUCCUGCAGUGGCUGGGAGCGCUUGGUAAUGUUGCUGGAUAUACUCCCGACAACCUUGCAGCGGCCAUUCAGGACAGCCUCAUUUGUUUUGAGAUGCCAAUAUUCGCUAUGGCUCACUGGUAUGCAUUCUCGUGGCACGAUUAUGCGGACCCGACCAUCUCAGCUGCACGCAUGCCCGUAAAAUACGCACUACGCGAUGCCUUUGGUGCGCGGGAUUUGGUUGAAGACACCAAAUUCACCAUUCGCGGUAAGAAUUACGGAUACCGGGUCUUUGAUUCGGGUGAUAACAUCAUCCCUCAUGAGGAGUCAGGGUCGCGGGUUAAGCGAGUAAUGGCCGGCAUGAGGUAUGAGCGUGGAGGUAAGGCAAAAUAUUGGAUCCCAAAACCGGGUGAAGCCAACAGCCGCACGCCUCUCUUGCGCGGCGACCCCAGUAAGCGCAGCCCCAGAAUUGAGCGGGCCAGUCAAACCUCGAGAGAGAGAUUCCGAUCUUAUAGUGAUAUCGAUGAAACUGCAAUGGAUGACGAGGAUGAGCGACUAUUCAUCAAUGCUCGUGCACUGGAAUUCGGAGACUGGAAUUACCCGGUUAUUACCGCCAACGAGGUACCAAGGGACCAACGGCUGCCACCCUCGCGGAGAAAUCAAGAUUCAAACCGAGGCGGAGAUGUCAAAAAGGCCCGUAGGCACAGGAAAAGUCGCGCGUCAGAUGGUGAGAGUAGGCAAAGUCCCAAGCCAAAGUCCACUAAACCUGGGCCAAGCUCGCCGAGUCCCGGUCCCUUGCAGCGAAACGUCAGCUCCACCGGUUCCACCGGCACGCAGCGCAGCCAGCUGGUUGACCUUGUGGUGGAGAAUACGGAGGCCGAGGAAGAAGAUCGAGCUCAAAUACAAAGAGAGUAUGGCUCUGCCUGGGCAGAGCCUGAACCUCGACGAUUCUCAAGACCCUCCGGAGAGCCAAUCGAAGAAGAGGCUGAAACCAACCCGACACAGCCAGAGUCUAAUUAUGACGAAGAUCGGCCCAAAUGGGCCUACGACGGCAUAGAGCAGGACAAUGUAUGGGGCAAAUAG